Molecule: messenger RNA, 4229 nt
Organism: Carassius gibelio (silver crucian carp)
Lineage: Eukaryota; Metazoa; Chordata; Actinopteri; Cypriniformes; Cyprinidae
Product: transient receptor potential cation channel subfamily M member 1-like
Biological process (GO): protein tetramerization; calcium ion transport into cytosol
Cellular component (GO): membrane
Molecular function (GO): calcium channel activity
Source: RefSeq, a predicted model, not a curated record
UGAUUACAUUUAAGAUUAACGUACAUGUGACUGCAACUGCAAAGAUAACAGUGUUUCGAAUGGGUGCUGAGGGACAAGAUGACAUUGAAAUGGCUAUCCUCACUGCGUUACUGAAAGGAACAAAUGCAUCAGCUCCAGAUCAGCUGAGCUUGGCUCUGGCUUGGAAUAGAGUGGAUAUAGCACGCAACCAAAUCUUUGUGUAUGGACACAAUCUACCACCUGCAAGCGCCCUUGCUGCCAUCUCCACCAGCGCAGCACCAUCUCAUGAAAAGCAGAAGGGAGCCACUCAACGUAACAAAGGAAAGGCUAGAGGAAAAAAAGGCAAAGGAGGCAAAGCCAAACCAGAACAACCAGAGGAAACUGACCCUAGAAAGAUAGAAUUACUGAACUGGGUGAACUCCCUCGAGCAAGCCAUGAUUGACGCUUUGGUUCUGGACAGAGUGGAUUUUGUCAAGCUCCUGCUAGAAAAUGGUGUAAACAUUCACCAUUUUCUAACCAUUCCUCGAUUAGAGGAGUUAUACAACACUAAACUUGGUCCUGCCAACACUCUACAUAUUGUCGUAAGAGAUGUUAAAAAGGGGAAUCUCCCACCAGAUUACCAAAUCACAUUGAUCGACAUUGGACUGGUGGUGGAGUACCUGAUGGGGGGAGCCUAUCGCUGUAACUACACAAGGAAAAACUUCCGAGCACUUUAUAACAAUCUUUAUGGACUAAAGAGGCCUAAAGCCCUAAAGCUGCUUGGAAUGGAGGAUGACGAGCCAAGGCCAAAAGGCAAGAAGAAGCAAAAGAAGAAGAAAGAAGAAGAGGAGGACAUUGAUGUGGAUGACCCAGAGGUUAGCCGCUUCCAUUAUCCAUUCCACGAGCUGAUGAUCUGGGCAGUGCUGAUGAAAAGGCAGAAGAUGGCUCUGUUCCUGUGGCAGAGGGGCGAGGAGGGUAUGGCUAAAGCUCUGGUGGCCUGUAAGCUCCUCAAAGCCAUGGCUCAUGAGUCGUCUCAGAGUGAGAUGGUGGAUGACAUAUCCCAGGAUCUCGAUAACAACUCUAAGGAGUUUGGAACCUUGGCCUAUGAGUUGCUGGAUCAGUCCUACAAACAUGAUGAGCAGCUAGCCAUGAAACUGUUGACUUACGAGUUAAAGAAUUGGAGCAACUCUACCUGUUUGAAGUUGGCCGUGGCUGCCAAGCACAGAGACUUCAUAGCCCACACCUGUAGCCAGAUGCUCCUCACUGACAUGUGGAUGGGCAGCCUGAGGAUGGGUAAAAACCCAGGUCUGAAGGUUAUUCUCAGCCUCAUUUUCCCACCUUUUAUUCUGCUGUUGGAUUUCCGUCUGGGUGAUGAUGUGUCUCUUCAAGUCACUGCAGAUAGUGAAGACAGGAAGACCAAGGACGAUGAUAAGUCUGUCCGGGAUGCCAAUGCAGACACAGCCUCUAAGAAAGGAGAUGAGGAGGAAGGUAAUAAGAAAAUGAGACGGAUUCCUAUUGGAACGAAGAUCUAUGAGUUCUACAAUGCCCCUUUCACCAAAUUUUGGUUCAAUACUAUUUCCUACCUUGGCUAUCUCAUGCUGUACAAUUACAUAGUACUGGUGAAGAUGGAGCGUUGGCCAUCCUUACAAGAGUGGAUCGUUAUUUCAUACAUCAUCACUUUGGGGUUGGAGAAAGUUAGACAGAUUUUGAUGUCAGAACCAGGCAAGCUUAAGCAAAAGAUAAACGUGUGGUUGGAAGAGUACUGGAACAUUACAGACCUGGUGGCCAUCUCGACCUUCUUGCUUGGCCUCCUACUCAGGCUGCAAAGUGAACCCUACAUGGGCUAUGGCCGUGUGAUCUACUGCGUGGACAUUAUCUUCUGGUAUAUCCGCGUACUGGACAUAUUUGGAGUCAACAAGUACCUAGGACCCUACGUCAUGAUGAUUGGGAAAAUGAUGAUUGACAUGCUGUACUUUGUGGUGAUCAUGUUGGUGGUCCUGAUGAGUUUCGGCGUGGCACGGCAGGCUAUCCUCCACCCAGACGAGGAGCCCACAUGGCGCUUAGCUCGCAAUAUCUUCUACAUGCCUUAUUGGAUGAUCUAUGGAGAGGUGUUUGCAGAUUCGAUAGACCUUUAUGCAAUGGAAAUAAACCCCCCCUGUGGAGAAAACUUAUAUGAUGAGGAUGGGAAAAAGCUUCCACCCUGCAUCCCGGGAGCCUGGUUGACUCCAGCCAUCAUGGCCUGUUAUUUGUUAGUGGCCAACAUCCUGCUUGUGAAUUUGCUCAUUGCUGUCUUCAACAACACAUUCUUUGAGGUUAAGUCCAUUUCGAACCAGGUGUGGAAGUUUCAGAGAUAUCAGCUCAUCAUGACCUUCCACGACAGGCCUGUGCUGCCUCCACCACUGAUUAUUUUUAGCCACCUCUACAUCCUUAUUCGCAAACUCUGCUGCCGCUGUAACAAGAAAAAGGAGGGAGAACUGGAUGAAAAGGAUAAAGGAUUGAAGCUUAUUCUUACCCCGGAAGAGCUGAAGAUGCUGUAUGAGUUUGAGGAGCAAUGUGUGGAGGAAUAUUUCAGGGAGAAAGAAGAUGAGCAACAGUCCUCAAAUGAUGAGCGCAUCAGAGUUACAAAUGAAAGGGUGGAGAACAUGUCCAUGCGCCUUGAGGAGGUGAAUGAGAGGGAGAACACAAUGAAGGCUUCCCUUCAGACAGUGGACCUUCGUUUGUCCCAGCUAGAGGACAUUAAUGGCCGUAUGGUGAAUGCCUUGGAAAGACUGGUGGGAAUCGACCACUCUGAACUCACCCGGACACGCUCAUCGGCCUCCUCUAUUUGUGACCCCUCCUCUCUCCAACGUCACAGUAGCAUCAACAGUGCUGAUGGGUACAGCCUCUACCGCUAUUACCUGGGUGUUGAUGACCGUCCACCUGAAGAGAAAGAGGCAGAUCUGAGUAAAACAAUAAGCACUACAAACCUCAACACAAAGGAAUAUGGCCAGAAUCUAGAGGUGGAUAUUCCAGGGGUAAAAAGACGCCUUGGCUCAUGUGUGGACAUUCGAAUCUUCCCUUGUGAUAAGGAAGUCGAGGUUGAAGGGACAAAGCCAGAAUCAACAAAAUCUACCAUUCCAGACGACCAGAAUUCUUCAGAUCGAGCCACAGUGAAAGAAGCCUUGAUGAUGGAGAGAGCAAAACUUCAGGCCACUACCUCCUACCCUCUAGACAGGGUGAAAGCUUUUAAAUACUAUCCUAAAGAAAUACAAAGCACAUCCCCGUCCACUGUAAGAAGGUAUUGGAGCACAACCUCAUUUGAUCAAGUAUGUAGAAGAGAACAAAAUCAAGAAGGAGAAGGAAUGGGUGGGUCUCCAGCUACAAGACGUUGGAGUGCUGGCUACGAGAACAAGGUAAACCCUAGUCUGUUUGGUCAGAUGCCAAAGGUAUCAAUGGUAAGACCCUUGGUAGACCAGGUUGACCAAUUUAGCAACAGUUUUAAGGUAGACCAACAUUCUGACCUGCCUGAGCAAAAAAUGCUAAGAGUUUCUUCUAGACGCAGUAUAGAUGAGAUGGGAAUGCAAAACGGGGAGAAGACAAUGGACAGGUCGGGUGGAUCGGUGAAUCAUGAACGGCGUCAGUCAUUUAUUGAAGAUGGGAUAAGAAAGGGUGAAGAGCUACACUCAGUGGGAAAGAUUGGAAGACAGGCAUCACUUGAAGUAAAUCGGGUAUAUCAAGAAGAAGGGAGUGACAAUGUGGACAAAUGCCUGAAAGAUACUGAGCAGGACGUGACAAAGGAACCAGAUGAUCCUGAAGGAGGUCUUGGAAAGGAGGAGAGUUCAGAGAAGCAAGACAGAGAGCAAACAGAGGAUGUACCAACAAGUGUAAGUCCCUUUGAUUCUGAAGUCCAAGCUGAUGGUAGCCACCUGUUUCUGCCAGAAGACACAAUGUUCCUCCCUGGAAGAUCUAAGAGCUGGUCCACAAAAACCUUGCAAGUCCUUAGGAAACAGUUUGAAAAGAGCCCACGGAUCAAGCAGUGAAAGAGACCUUGCUGGAACAUUUGGGGACUCUUUUGAUGAUCCAGGUAAACCAGCACAGAGGACAACAGACGAUGCACCAUCAAACAAACUGUGACCAGACACUCCAGAGGGAGGCCAGUAAGAACAGAAAUUCAACAGACAAGAAUGACACACACAUUCAAUUUUGUAUAUUCACUUAUAUCACUAUAUACUUACAAUAUGCACUCAGGUGUCAUGAUCAAGUUAACCGAGUAGUAAAUCUCUGAAGCCGUA